AAAAUGCAUCAGCUUUAGUUGAUUACACACACACUUCCAUUCACUGGCGAGAUGGCGGCCAACUUGGCCUCUCUUAACCAUGAACAAUUGCAAGGAUUCGGCCAAGAGUUUCUGAAAACGUAUUAUACUUUUCUCGAUGGACCUGCAGCGAGUAGAGCAGGAAUUUCCCAACUUUAUAACGAUAACUGCCAGAUGUCAUAUGAAGGCAACAAGUUUGUAGGGAAACCUGCUAUUGAAGCAAAAUUUGCUUCUUUUUCCAAUAUGAACAUGAUGCAUGACCUUUCAUCCUUUGAUGUACAGGCUGUGAGUGACACAGCUGUUUUGAUCACAGUGCUGGGACAGUUUAAGACGGAUGACCAGGAACAUGCACUUGGAUUUACGCAGACGUUCUUUGUGAUGGGAGAUCCGGAAGGAAGAUUUACAAUAUUAAAUGACAUUUUUCGGUUGACUUUAUUCAACAAUGCAUAAAUACACUUCUCAGAUCAACUACAUAAUCUCAGUUUGUGAAAUUGUUUGGAUAUUUCUGUGAACAACUCUUCAAGCAGGACAUCAGUUUUGAAAAUUUGGAUGCGGAACAACAGGAAGAAUUUUGAGCUUUCUAAAACACCUCAGCUAUAUAUAGGGACAUCUAUAGGAAGAGUGUUUGAAUGACAAAGAUUUUUGAGACUAGCAUGUAAAUUGGUUCGACAUGGUCAUGAUAGGUGUGAUAUAAAACCAGUUUAGUUCACAAACUUGCCACUAGAUGUCAUUCUUGUCCUGUGACAGAAUGAUAUACCCACAAUGGUAGCAUCAAAAAUGUGAAUUCAUAUACUUUAAUUAAGACAAUGUUGGAAUAAAAUGAAUACCAACCAAAUGAUCAGUCGAUGCUAGUACUACGAGUCACUCCACCAGAAAGUAAUCGGAAUUAAAUUGAAUAAUGGCAAGUUUUUGAUUUUGGAAUGAGAGAUUUUGAAGUAAAACAAAAAUGUGAAAUGUUCGAAAUUGAUUUUAUUGUUUUGAUACAUCAGUAUAUGACGCUUUUCAAGCUUUUCUAUGAAUGUUCUAACUACCGAUGUGGGUUAAUCAUAAAUCAGUCACAUUUUAUUGUAGGCUUGGUUUUCGUGGAAGCUAUUUUUUUCUACGUGUUAACUUCCAACCCAGUGUUAGUAAAAAAAAAUGUGUUUGUACCUUUGAAUUGCAUCUUUUCACACCUCCUCCAUCUGUAUAACGUUUUUAACAGUCCCGCACAGUUCAUUUUGAUGACCUUUAGAUAGUAGUUGAGCUGAAUAACCAGAUACUAGAAAUGCAACUGACUAGAUGCGUGUGUAUGUUACAUUUUGCGUAAUGUAUUAAUAGAACUCUUGCUUCAUUUCCAUACAGUUACAUGUAUAAACUAUUGAAGAAUGUAGGAAAGAAAAAAAGUGUUUUCAAUGAUAAUCCAACUUGUGCAGUGCAUGGUUUAAGCUGCUGGGAUGAAGAUUUCGACAGAAACAUCAACGUCCGUUUUAUUUACUAUGUUACAGCUUUUGAAUUUGCAAUUUUUUGUGUUUAUGUGGAAAAAUAAGAAUGUGUACCAUGUUGAAAUUUCGGUGCAGUGUCUUUUUAAUAGAAAUAUUUUUUCUUGUUGAAGGGACAGGUUCACCAUACAGUAAAACCGUUAUGAAACAUUGAUACAAACCUGACUGAAUGUAUAAUCAAAUGUUGCAUAAGUAUUUUUGUUCGUAGUAUGGUGUCCAGAUUUUAUCAAGAUUUUGCAUUUAACUUUACUUUGAAAUUUAGUAAGUGAAUUGUAAAAUCAAGCACCGCCUUAUGAAUAGGGUAAAGAGUACCAACAGGCUAUACAAUAUCAUUACCCCUGUCACUAUUUAUCAAAAGUACAAUUUCAUAAAAAUCGGGCUGUGAAACGUGAACAUUUCCAGAAUUAUAAUAUAGUUAUAUGGAAUUAGGUUUUAAAAAAAAAUGCAAAAAACUUGAAAGGAAACAGAAAAAAAUUGAACUUUGACAUUGUAAAUUAACCCUACAAUUUACCAAUGUUGUUGUCCAGGAAAUUUAGUCAAAAUUACUCUUAGAGGAACUCUUCCUCUGGAUUAACUCAUUCACCCCUGAAGACACAUUUGAACUCUUCCAAUUCAAAGGUUAAAUACAUAUAGUUAAAUUUCAGGGGUUAUGAGUUAAGUGAUGCAGUGGUACCCUUAACCUUAUAACACCAAGCUUAUCUUGUGUGUUAUGAAUAUAUGACCUUCUUAUUUCCAGUCGGCUUGGAGCCAAAUAUUUUAGUUUAAUGGAUCCAGAUUUAUUGUUUGUUGCAAGUAUGGUGAAGUAUGUCCAAAUAAAAUCAUACUGCACAAGAUUAAACACCAA
Mizuhopecten yessoensis (Yesso scallop) is the source of this 2340-nucleotide messenger RNA. Its product is annotated as nuclear transport factor 2-like. Gene Ontology annotation, cellular component: nuclear pore central transport channel. The transcript has 4 exons. Bases 52 to 468 code for a protein of 138 amino acids. Gene Ontology annotation, biological process: nucleocytoplasmic transport. NCBI's taxonomy places the organism in Eukaryota, Metazoa, Mollusca, Bivalvia, Pectinida, Pectinidae. The record is from RefSeq and is a predicted model, not a curated record.